This is a messenger RNA of Aegilops tauschii subsp. strangulata, 2347 nucleotides long. RefSeq names its product pentatricopeptide repeat-containing protein At5g66520. Gene Ontology annotation, biological process: RNA modification. Gene Ontology annotation, molecular function: zinc ion binding; protein binding; RNA binding. The record is from RefSeq and is a predicted model, not a curated record. Lineage: Eukaryota; Viridiplantae; Streptophyta; Magnoliopsida; Poales; Poaceae.
GUAGACAUGGCUACGCCUGCAGCAUCCGCAAGCAGCUGAUGGAGCGGUACCCACAUCAUUGCAUCAGCCGUCCCCGGAGGUCCACCUCCGCCGCCGAUGCCGCCGCCGACCACCGCAGGCACACUCCCGAACAGGGCUCUCCACGCCCGCCUCCUCCGCUCCGGCGCGCUCGACGCCGACCCCUCAGCCGCCGCCCCGCUCGCCGCGUCGGCCGCCAACUCCUCCCUCCCCUACGCGCUCUCCCUCCUCCGAGCCCACCCUUCCACCUUCUCCUACAACACCACCAUCCGCUCCCUCGCGCACGGCCCCCGCCCCCACCUCGCCGUCGCUCUCUACCGCUCCAUGCUUCUCUGUGCCCCCUCUCCAACCCCAACAACUACACCUAUCCGCCGCUCCUCGCCGCCUGCGCCCGCCUCCUCCCCGCGAGCUCACCAACCGCGGCAGCCGCGCCGGGCACCGCCGUCCACGCCUCGCUCUUCCGCCGCGGCCUCGACUCCCGCGACCGCUUCAUCGGCGCGUCACUCCUCUCCUUCUACGCUGCCGCCGGGGACCUGCCCGCCGCACGCCAGGUGUUCGACGCAAGUCCCCCCGGCCAAAGGGACCUGCCUCUCUGGAACUCGCUCCUCCACGCCCACCUCUCCCAGGGCUUCUACACCCACGUGCUGCGCCUCUCGCGCCAGAUGCCCGCCGCCGACGAGGUCACGCUGCUCGCCCUCGUCUCCGCCUGCGCGCAUCUCGGCGCGCUCGACACCGGCCGCUGGGCACAUGCUUCCUAUGCAAGGACCCGCCGGAGCACCACGAGGAAUCUGGGCACCGCUCUGCUCAACAUGUACAUGAGGUGCGGAGAUGUCGAGAGCGCGUGGUCCGUGUUCCGCGAGACGCUUGACAAGGAUGUCCGGACGUGGAGUGUCAUGAUCGCCGGACUGGCCAUCAACGGGCUCCCCAGGGAUGCGCUGGCCUUGUUCGCCGAGAUGAAGAACACAGGGGUGGACCCAGAUUCCAUCACCAUGACCGCGGUGCUGAGCGCCUGCGCCCAUGCUGGCAUGGUGGAUGAGGGCAAGAAGUUCCUGGACUGUAUGCCUGUCGAAUAUCGUGUACAGCCCACCAUAGAGCAUUAUGGCUGCGUCGUUGAUCUGCUUGGUCGAGCAGGGCAGCUGGAGGAGGCAUUGGCUCUCAAAGACUGUGUCCCGUUCAAGGCCGAUGUUGUGCUAUGGGGUGCUCUCUUGGUCGCCUGUAGGGUUCACAAGAAUGUCGACAUGGGGGAGAUGGCUGCCAUGGAGAUACUCAAGUUGGAUCCUCAUCAUGCCGGAGCAUGUGUGUUCUUAUCUAAUGUCUAUGCUGAUGCUGGGAAAUGGGACCUUGUGCAAGGGGUAAGGAGCUCAAUGAAAGAACAUAAGAUAUACAAGCCUCCAGGAUCCAGCAUUGUUGAGCUAAAUGGUGUGGUCUACGAGUUCUUGUCCGGGGACCGUUCACACCCUCAGUCUGAUCGAAUAUAUGCAAUGCUUGAUGAGAUUUGCAAGACCUUAAGCCUCAAGGGGCACAAGCCUUUAACUAAAGAAGUUACCUUUGACGUUGAUGAGGAGGACAAAGAAGUUUGCAUCUCGCAGCACAGCGAGAAACUCGCGCUUGCCUUGGGACUCAUAAGCACGACAAGAGGGGCUGUCAUCCGCAUAGUGAAGAACCUGAGAAUCUGCGAGGAUUGUCACUCUGUCAUGAAGAUAGUCUCAGAGGUCUACGAUCGGGUCAUAGUUGUCAGGGAUCGAAACCGAUUCCACCACUUCAAGAACGGCUCCUGUUCCUGCUUGGACUAUUGGUAGGACAAAAUCUGAAUGAGUGGCAUGAUCAUGUACUUCAAGAAAAGUGUCUCAGCUGGCCAUGCAGUGCUUGCUUGUUCACAUGAUUUAUACGUCACUGCGGACUAAUUGACCAAGAUGCUGGCUAAGAUUAUGAUCCCACUGGCGCAAACUGUUCACCUAACAAGAUUCCUUCACAAGAGUAUGCAUAUUUCACUUCUGUCCUCAUUACAGUCUGAGGGCCUGUUGGGGAAGGCUCCAGCUCCCAACUCCACGGUCGAAGCGUGUGGAGCUGCCCUGAACACUCUACCUCCGCGGAGCUGAAACUAUGGAAUCCGUGGAGCUGAAUCUAUGGAAUGGCUGCGUCUGCAGCCACAGGAAAGAUGAAAGGGGAGGGAGGGAUGCACUAUUUUUGUGUCAUACCCAUUUGUGCGCCAGAAACACAGUGAGAUGGAUUAUUACUGAUAUGUAUUUACAGAUGUAACCAUAUAAGGAAGUUUUAGUUGAUAAUGAUUUUACAACAGAAUGUAAAGAUUUCACUGUGAUCCACAACA